Ramularia collo-cygni is the source of this 909-nucleotide messenger RNA. RefSeq lists its product as uncharacterized. Bases 1 to 909 code for a protein of 302 amino acids. The transcript is spliced from 2 exons. NCBI's taxonomy places the organism in Eukaryota, Fungi, Ascomycota, Dothideomycetes, Mycosphaerellales, Mycosphaerellaceae. The record is from RefSeq and is a predicted model, not a curated record. Gene Ontology annotation, cellular component: mitochondrial inner membrane. Gene Ontology annotation, biological process: proton transmembrane transport; potassium ion transport.
AUGCGCAUCUUCUUACUGCCCGUUUCGACGCGGCGGACGCUCAUCUACUGCGAGCGCAURCAGACGCAGGUCACCGGAGCCCAACCACCCAUCCAGGACCGCAUUGUCAACAAAGUCGCGACUACUUGGGCAUCAUGGGAGAAGCAUGAAAAGGGAUGGCRGAAGAAGGUGACGGUCUAUGGCAACCAGAUGUUCAGGCGCAUUCCCUACGAGGAGUGGGGCUUGAAGUCCAUGCCCACCGCGAACGAGAAGCGCAUGCAAGAGGCCAGCAGCGGGCAAGUGAGAUACGAAUGUUUGUUUCCCGCCGCCUUUGUCAAGGAGGCCAAGGUAUCGGAGAUUCUGAGCAAGCUCGCCACGGAGCGGCAGGAGCUGCACAGGAAGAGAAUGAUUGCAUGUCUCACUUUCGCGCCCUUUACUAUUCCAUUCGCCUUGGUGCCAGUCAUACCCAAUCUGCCAUUCUUCUACCUCAUGUUCCGCGCCUACUCCCAUUACAAGGCACUCUACGGGUCCAAGAUGUUACAGCAUCUCACGACUAACAAGCUGAUCAAAGCCACUGCAUCGCCUCAGUUGGAUGAGAGAUAUGCCGCAGGCCUGCUUCACAGGACGCUUGGCGAGGCCAAGGCAGCCAAGCCUACCCAAGAAGAGAUUGAAUACAUUGCCCGUGACGUGGAAAUCCAGACCGAUGGGGGCAAGACGGAGGUCAGGCUUCUCGAGUCGUGGAAUGGAGCAUUGAUAGCAGAGGGGUUCGAGCUCCCGGAGAUGGAAAUUGAGAUUGAAAGAGCGGCGUGGCAAGUGGAGCAAGCCAUCGAGAAGACCAAGGCCGAAGCCAUUGAAGGCAAUGGCAAGGAUGUCGACGCGUCGACAACCAAUUCGAGUACGAGUGCGGAAUCCAAGGACGAGAWGAGAUGA